Molecule: messenger RNA, 1645 nt
Organism: Selaginella moellendorffii
Lineage: Eukaryota; Viridiplantae; Streptophyta; Lycopodiopsida; Selaginellales; Selaginellaceae
Product: autophagy-related protein 16
Exons: 4
Coding region: 16-1551 (511 amino acids)
Biological process (GO): autophagosome assembly
Cellular component (GO): autophagosome membrane
Molecular function (GO): protein binding
Source: RefSeq, a predicted model, not a curated record
UUUCGCCUUCGCGGGAUGCCGGUGCCCGAGGAGAGAGCUGCCGCCGCCAUUGCUCAAGCAUGCGUUGCCCUGCGGCGACGCAAGGCCGUCGAGGAAGGAGCUCAUGGAUCGCUGGUCGCGGCGCUCGAUCGGGCGCUCACGAAUCAGGGCACGGAGAUCCAGGAGAAGAUGGAAUCUCUUCAGCAGGAGUUGUCCCAGAGCUACAAAACCCAGGCUCAUGUGUCGGAGCAGCUCGUCGUAGAGAUGCAAACGGCGCAAGCUCUACGAGCGCAACUGGCCGAGAAGGACGCGCUUGUUUUGGAGAUCCAACACGAGCUAAGCUCCGCGAGGGCGCGUAUAAGCCAAUUGGAGAAGGACUUUGAAGCAAAGGAGAACGCUGUUCUUGUGCUCGUCGAGGAGCUCACACAGCUAAAGCUCCGAGUGAAAGAGCUCGAAUCGAGCCUCCAAGCCAUAGAGGCUGAGAACAAUAUGCUCGUUGAUCGCUGGAUGACGCAGAAAAUGCAAGACGCUGAUCGACUUAAUGAGGCUAACGCCAUGUAUGCUGACAUGAUGGAACGCUGCAAGAUCAACAGCCUUGCCGAGCUAGCGAAGCUCCAAGUCGACGGCAUUGUAAGGCACUCGGAAGCUGGCGCCGAGAGCUACAUGACGCUGGGCGCGCCGAGCAAAGUCCGCCACACACUUCGUGCUCACGACAAGGGAGGCUGCGCCGCCAUCAUCUUCGAGCACAGCAGCGACACCCUCCUCACAGCCGGGCACGACGGCAUCGUAAAGUUCUGGGACACUCAGCGCGGAGGAACUCCCACGAAAACUCUCACCGGCGCUCUCGGCUCACUACUGGACUUGGCACUCACCCCGGAGAACAACAUGGUUCUCGGCGGCUGCAGCGAUCACAAGCUCUACCUCUGGGACUCCCGCUCCGGCCGAGUGAAGCACGUCCUCACAGGCCACACCGAGAAAGUCACCUCCGUGGACAUCAGCAACGCGAGAGCCGCGAGCACGGCCUCGGACAGGACCAUCAAGACUUGGGACCUCCAAACGGGCUACAGCCUCCACACGAUGAUCUUCCACAGCAACUGCAACUCUCUCUGCAUCUCCUCCGACGGCUCAGCGAUUUGCUCCGGCCACACGGACGGGAUCUUGCGCUUCUGGGACACCCGAACAGGGAAGCUGGCCAAGGAGCUCACGGCUCACGAGCCACAGGCCAUAACUUCGGUGUCGCUGUCCCGGAGUGGCUUGACGGUGCUCACCAGCGGCAAGGACAACGUCCUCAAGCUCUUCGACGUGAGGAGCUUGGAGCUCAAGGCGACUUUCAGGGGGCCGGGCUACACGGUGGCGACGAGCUUGAGCCGAUCGUGCUUGAGCCGGGACGAGAACUAUGUGGCGGCGGGCUCCGGCGAUGGAAGCGUUUGUAUCUGGAAUCGCCGCUCCUGGGAGGUGGAGAGCGUGCUCAAAGGCGGGCAUGGGAGCGCGGUGGUGGCGUGUGCUUGGAGCCCAGCCAGUAAGUCACUGGCCUCGGCCGAUAGAAAUGGUGUGGUGUGUGUGUGGGAGUGAAAAUGUGGUAGCCGGGAAGGGGAUAUUCCUGCGCCGCUGGUGGAAUAUGCGAAUUCACGAGUCCAUUUCUAACUAGUAGGAAUGCGUUAGCGGC